AUGAAUCGGCCUCGGAAAAGGAAGGAGUCGUCUCUUAUCAACGAGCUCAAGGAGCUUGAGCUGUUGGAUGAAGGAGACUUUGUUGACAUACCGGAGCUGGAAAACGAAGACCUUAUUGAGGAGAACUCGAGGAGCAUUAUUGUCCGAUGCCUCAACCCUACAGUCCAUAAAGUUGGCGGCUUGGUGAAGGCACUUCCUCCGAUCUGGGGCCUGGAGGAGAGUGUAAGAGGAAGAGGGGUGGGAGAAAAUACGGUCCAGUUCUUCUUCCAGCACGAGAGGGACUUACAGUAUGUGCUCACUAAGGGCCCUUGGUUUGUGAAUGGGUGGAUUGUGUCCCUCGACAAAUGGUCUCCAAAUCCAAGUCAUGAGUUCCUGUGCCAAAUUCCGUUUUGGAUUCGCAUUAGAGGAUUUCCAGUUCAUCUGCUCAAAAAGAAGGCUGUAGAAGUUCUGCUGGAUCCGCUAGGCAAAGUGGAGAAGGUAGAGCUCCAUGCUAAAAACUCCUCUUCAGUGGAGUAUGUUCGGGCACUGGUGUGGAUCAACACAGAGGAACCUCUCCAGUUUAAGAGAACUGCAAGAUUUAAAUCAGGGGAGGUGGUACCAACGGAGCUUGAAUACGAGAAACUGAUCAAAGUGUGUUUCUUGUGUAAAAGAUUAACACAUGAUCAGCUCUACUGCCCAAUGAAAGAUAAUCUGGCAGUGGACUACAGAGAGCUAGAUGUGGGGGAUAAGAGAACCACAAGGCCAGAGUCUCUGUCUAGCUCAAGUAGGCAACGCCCUGCACUUCAGAAGGCGGAGAACGCUAUACAAAGAGGGCAGCGGAAGACAAAAGCAUCACGAUCAGAGCAAGCGCCCCGACGCUCAACUACACCAAGUAACAGAAGAGAGAUGGGAAGAAAAGGGAAGUCAGUGGUGGGUGAAGCGUCCCAAGUAUGGCUACCUAAGGGCUCCCAGAGCCAAUCACUGACAGGGGUGAGACGAUCGAGGAGUACAGAGGAGUCGUCAGCCCACCCAGCGAAUAGAAGCAACUCACAGGGAAGACUGGGAGCUGGGGUAUCCUCUGGGGCUAGUCAGGAUUCACCAUCGGUUUUCAACAGACUAGGUGGUCAAAAGAGCAUCUCUCCUCACUCAAGACAGUCCUUGGCGCUACAGAAAUCUGAGGAGAGGCCUCCUGCAUCAGUGUUUGAAAGACUGGGGGGUCUAUCGUCGAAUCCUGUAUUGGAGAUAUCACUAGAGGAGACAGAGCCUAGUGGGAACAAAAAAGGAGACUUAGCAGAAGUGACGAAAGAGCUCAAAAGAAGGCAAGGAUCGAGAGUAAUCAAGAGAUCUCAACUCCAUCUGUUUUUGAGCGACUUGGCUCGGGAGGAAGAGGAUCUGGUAGUCGAAGCUCUGGUGAGAAACAUCAUUCUGCCUCUAUGGCAGCCAAUGCUCCUAACCGUUCUGCUCAGCGGAUGGUGUUGGGAAGCGGCAAAAUUGUUGAAGAAGGGUUGA
This is a messenger RNA of Raphanus sativus (radish), 1488 nucleotides long. RefSeq lists its product as uncharacterized. The transcript has a single exon. NCBI's taxonomy places the organism in Eukaryota, Viridiplantae, Streptophyta, Magnoliopsida, Brassicales, Brassicaceae. The record is from RefSeq and is a predicted model, not a curated record. The coding region runs from base 1 to 1488 and encodes 495 amino acids.